GGCUUCCCAAGCCGGCGGGGCGCGCGGCGAUGCCCGUGGAGAGCACCUUUGGCAGCACGGUCCGGCCCCCGACGGCGGCCAGCGCGACAGGAACUUUCUCUUCGUAGGAGUCAUGACCGCCCAGAAAUACCUGCAGACCCGCGCCGUGGCCGCUUACAGAACGUGGUCCAAGACGAUUCCUGGGAAGGUCGAAUUCUUCUCCAGUGAGGGUUCGGACACAGCCAUCCCAAUCCCGAUUGUGCCACUACGGGGUGUAGACGACUCCUACCCCCCCCAGAAGAAAUCUUUCAUGAUGCUCAAGUUCAUGCAUGACCACUACUUGGACAAGUACGAAUGGUUUAUGAGAGCAGAUGACGAUGUUUACAUCAAAGGAGAUCGUCUGGAAAAUUUCCUGAGGAGUUUGAAUAGCAGUGAACCCCUCUUUCUUGGGCAGACAGGACUGGGCACCACAGGAGAAAUGGGAAAACUGGCCCUGGAGCCCGGCGAGAACUUCUGCAUGGGGGGGCCCGGCGUGAUCAUGAGCCGGGAGGUUCUGCGGAGGAUGGUGCCACACAUCGGAAAGUGCCUCCGGGAGAUGUACACCACCCACGAGGACGUGGAGGUGGGGAGAUGCGUGCGGAGGUUUGCGGGGGUCCAGUGCGUCUGGUCAUACGAGAUGCAGCAGCUUUUUUAUGAGAAUUAUGAACAGAACAAAAAGGGGUACAUUAGAGACCUCCAUAACAGUAAGAUCCACCGAGCCAUCACACUGCACCCCAACAAAAACCCCCCCUACCAGUACCGGCUCCACAGCUACAUGCUCAGCCGCAAGAUCGCCGAGCUCCGCCACCGCACCAUCCAGCUGCACCGAGAGAUUGUCCUGAUGAGCAGGUACAGCAACACCGAGGUCCAGAAGGAGGACCUGCAGCUGGGGCUCCCCCCUUCCUUUAUGAGGUUCCAGCCCCGCCAGCGGGAGGAGAUUCUCGAGUGGGAGUUUCUGACCGGGAAGUAUUUGUACUCUGCCGCCGAUGGCCAGCCCCCGCGGAGGGGGAUGGACUCCGCCCAGAGGGAGGCCUUGGACGACAUUGUCAUGCAGGUCAUGGAGAUGAUCAACGCCAACGCCAAGACCCGGGGCCGCAUCAUCGACUUCAAGGAGAUCCAGUACGGCUACCGGCGCGUGAACCCCAUGUACGGGGCCGAGUACAUCCUGGACCUGCUGCUGCUGUACAAGAGGCACAAGGGCAAGAAGAUGACGGUGCCCGUGCGGAGGCACGCCUACCUCCAGCAGACCUUCAGCAGGGUCCAGUUCGUGGAGCACGAGGAGCUGGACGCCAGGGAGCUGGCCAACAAGAUUAACCGGGAGUCCGGGUCCCUGUCCUUCCUCUCCGACUCCCUGAAGAAGCUUGUUCCCUUUCAGCUCCCCGGGUCCAAGAGUGAGUAUAAAGAGCCCAGAGAGAAAAAGAUAAACAUACUGAUUCCGCUGUCUGGACGUUUUGACAUGUUUGUGAGAUUUAUGGGGAACUUCGAGAAGACCUGUCUCAUCCCAAACCAGAACGUCAGGCUCGUCGUCCUCCUUUUUAACUCCGACUCCAACCCCGACAAGGCCAAACAAGUCGAACUCAUGCGGGACUACCGCGCCAAGUACCCGAAAGCCGACAUGCAGAUCCUGCCUGUGUCUGGAGAGUUCUCCAGAGCGCUGGCUCUCGAAGUGGGAUCUUCCCAGUUUCAUAACGAAUCUUUGCUCUUCUUCUGUGACGUCGACCUGGUGUUUACUACAGAAUUCCUUCAGCGAUGUCGAGCAAAUACUGUUCUGGGCCAACAAAUAUAUUUUCCCAUCAUCUUCAGCCAGUACGAUCCAAAGAUUGUUUAUAGUGGGAAAGUUCCCAGUGACAACCAUUUUGCCUUUACUCAGAAAACGGGCUUCUGGAGAAACUAUGGGUUUGGCAUUACUUGCAUUUAUAAGGGGGAUCUCGUCCGAGUAGGCGGCUUUGAUGUUUCCAUCCAAGGGUGGGGGCUGGAGGACGUGGACCUUUUCAACAAGGUGGUCCAGGCAGGGCUGAAGACGUUUAGAAGCCAAGAGGUCGGGGUGGUCCACGUCCACCACCCUGUCUUCUGCGAUCCCAAUCUUGAUCCCAGACAGUACAAAAUGUGCUUGGGGUCCAAAGCCUCAACGUAUGGGUCCACGCAGCAGCUGGCAGAAAUGUGGCUGGAGAAAAACGACCCCGGUUACAGUAAAAGCAGCAAUAAUAGCGGCUCAGUGAGGACAGCCUGAUGUCCAGCCCUGCUGGAAAAGACAUUUUUAAUUAUCUAAUUUAUUUUUCAGAAAUUUUUUGUAUGAUCAGUUUUUGAAGUCCAUAUGAGGUUAUAUUUUACACGUGAUUUUUCUUACAAAGGACUCUUUGGAGAUUGAGCUUUUUGAACAAAAAUGUGAUCAUGUUUGCCUUUGAGCACAUUUCUUGCUGGAUGUUAUGUAGCAGACCCGCUUAAUUAUGACUUGAAAUGUACCCGAUGGACACUUUUAAACAAAACAAAAACAAAAGCAGUUCCUUUCAGAUCCCUUUGCUACAGCCCUAUGGCCGUAAACAUGAACUUUCCUGCAAAGUAUUAUUGUAACAAGACACUGUAACUGUGGUAAAUGUUUUCUUGUAACUGUUAACUUUGCACAGAUUCUACCUUUGUCUUUUUUUUUUUUUAUUUUUUUUUUUAACCACGAUUUUGUUUUAAAGCCAUGUAGUGUUCCCCUAGUAAAGGAGAUGUGACAGUAGCCGUGUCAUCGCCUCAGGAGAGCUUUCCAAAGUCGAUUCUCCCCCACAAGCUUGUGCUCCUGUGGGCUCGCAGGGUUUGCGAAGCAAGAGAUGGAAAGCUCAGGCGGAGCCCUGGCUUCUCUGUGUGGCCUGCACAGACCUGGCGCUGAAGUUCAGGGAGGACUGGGCAUUUUCUGUCUUUUAAAUGUUAAUAUUUAGAAUGGCAGAGAAGAAUUCUAACAGAUCUGACGGGCGCAAGUUAAACAAAGCCACCCCGAUGACAACAUUGGGGAAGAAACCGAUCUUGUUCUGGCCCCUUCGUCCUGUCCUGCACUGUUUGUGGAGAUAGGUCUUCCAUUCUUUAACUCCUGUUUUGUUUUAUCCUUUGUCUCUGAAAUACCUUUAAUUUAUUUAAUAGCCAUUGUUUAGAGUGCUGCCAUUUCUCGAGUACCUAUUAGUUACUAGUAUUUAUGUGUAUCAGGGGUAUGUUUAGUACGUUUCAUUUGCAGUAAACUGAUCUCCAAAGAUUUCCUUUCGAAAAUGCUCCCCCCGCCCCUUAAUUUUUACAUUCCUCACCGUUUUACUAAAUAUUAAGUGUUCUUUGACAAUUUUGGUGCUCGCGUGUUUUGGGGACAGCAGUGAACUGAGUCUGUUCAUGACACCAGAAAGUUUGUUUGUUUUAAACUCACAGAUCAAAUGUGCCUUAAUAAAUUUCUUUUUCAUUUAGAUUCCAAACGGUAAUAGACUUGCCAUUUUAAUACUCACCAUUGGAGAUCUGCUUGUUUGUAAAUAGCCUAUUGCUCAUUUGGAAAAAUAAACCAGUGAACGGUAUUUUUCUAUUGUACUUUUCAGAACCAUUUUGUCUCAUUACCCCUGUUUUAGCUGAAGAAUUGUAUUACCUUCGGAGAGUAAAAAACUUCAAUGCUGA
This is a messenger RNA of Condylura cristata (star-nosed mole), 3648 nucleotides long. It is a transcript of the gene CHSY1, whose product is annotated as chondroitin sulfate synthase 1. The transcript is spliced from 3 exons. The coding region runs from base 113 to 2248 and encodes 711 amino acids. Gene Ontology annotation, cellular component: Golgi cisterna membrane. The record is from RefSeq and is a predicted model, not a curated record. NCBI's taxonomy places the organism in Eukaryota, Metazoa, Chordata, Mammalia, Eulipotyphla, Talpidae. Gene Ontology annotation, molecular function: glucuronosyl-N-acetylgalactosaminyl-proteoglycan 4-beta-N-acetylgalactosaminyltransferase activity.